Messenger RNA from Arctia plantaginis, 1455 nucleotides. The record is from the annotation of a GenBank genome assembly. NCBI's taxonomy places the organism in Eukaryota, Metazoa, Arthropoda, Insecta, Lepidoptera, Erebidae.
AUGGCACAAGCAGAAGACACAGAACUCAGAGAUUUAGUUAUUGAAGCUUUGGAAAGAAAUGGCUCUCUUGCUAAAAUACGGGCGUUACUCAGAGCUAAUAUUUUUCUAGCUUUCGAAGAUGAGUGUGAAAAUAUGAAACAAAAUGUUAAUUUAGAUAACGUUUUAAAGUUGCCGGAAGGACUUUUAGCUCUGUCAGUAGUUCACGAAUUUCUAGAAUAUUGUUGUUUGAAAAACACUUUGUUCGUUUACAUGUCGGAAUCUCGUCAAGGAAACGAGUACAAUUACGAUGGAAGGAAAUCACUGGCAGACAAGUUAAAUAUGCGAAAAGAUGAGGCCCUGAAGGAGCCAUUAUUGUUGUCACUUAUUAAAAGUUUCUUGAACCCACAUCACAAACGAAUUAACGACCGUACGAAUAUAAAUUUAAAGACUUAUGAUAAAUGCAGUGACAAAAACUAUAGGGAAGAUCAAAACUGUACUUACAUACUUCAUGAUUCACAAAGUAGUAACACAAGUAAUUCUAAUUCGGACAAUUCAUCAGAUGAGAAAAACAAACUACACCUAAGACUCCAGCUUGAUCAUUCAGAUACAGAUACCUCCAGUGACUCAGUCAGAGAUAAAUCCUGCUCAGAAUAUAUUCCUGGUGAUCACAUACUUAAUGCUAAUAGCAAUAUUAAAGAAUUAAACCCAUUAAACACUAGUGGAUCAGUUGAAAAUAUUGAUACAAAAAGUGAAAAUAAAUCGGCUACUCAAAAUAAACCUGAAAGCCAAGUAAAAAAAGAAAUGAAAUUGUCAAAUAGCAGUAGUGACUCUACUUCAUAUAUAGAAUUAAAACCAUUCAACUCAUUAGAUGAAAAAAUGCUUAAUACUGCUGGACUACCAACUGUUAAAGAAGAUGUCAAAAAUGAAGACCAUUCUAACAUCCAAUCUGUAACAAAUCCACAAAAUGAAGUGCCGUCUCCAAAAUCUGGCACUUUAAGCAGUCUCACACUUGGAUCAUUAAAUACAGAAAAUGAGAAAAAACAACGAAGCAAUGAUAAUCAAUCACUACUACCCACAAAAUAUGAUGAAGAAACUAGUGAGUGCAGUUACAGAGAUGAUUUUUCUUCCUCACCAAUAUUUCAUUUUCAAGAUAUUUCAGGAAGAAAAGGGAAUCAAACAGAAUUUGAUCAGGCCAAUUGGGAGAAAAGUCCUAACAAAAAUUCUUUAGUAGAAAGUCCACAUCAGUUUUCUCAGAGUUCACAGAGUUCUGUAUCAAUAUCAGAUGUUGCCGAUUUGAUAAGUGAAAAAAGUAACUUGAGUAAUACAAAUAAAAAGUCUAGACAGUCGCCUACUAAUCACUCUAAAGACCCAGAAGAUAAUAAAAUGAAUAAAUUAUAUAGUGAUCAUUCAGGAGAUUUCACAGAGUCUCCUGUGCCGUCUCUCUCUAAUUUAAGUCUUGAUAUACACAGUGAUUGA